Paraglomus occultum is the source of this 403-nucleotide messenger RNA. NCBI's taxonomy places the organism in Eukaryota, Fungi, Glomeromycota, Glomeromycetes, Paraglomerales, Paraglomeraceae. The record is from the annotation of a GenBank genome assembly.
AACUCCAGAAGGGACUCAGUCGUACCGAGAAUUUCGUAAGAUUGCAAUCAGGCAAUAUGGUUCUAUUGACAAUUAUGUACGAGAAGUUAUUUUACGAAGGCCAGCAACGAAAAACACUAUAGCAGCUUCAGUCUCGUCUUCGUCUGCAUCACAGCACCUGCCGUUGUCAUCCGAGUACAUUAUACGGAAGAAUGAUUUUCCAUACGCAUUAGAACAGGGAAUAGAACAUUGGGUAAUAUGGUCACUGAAGGAGAUGACGCAUGAUGAGGUAGAAGAAGCACUGAGAAAAACCUUCAGUGGAAAGGAAUGGGUGUUCGUUAUUAAUCCCGCGCACCUACAAAGCGUUGGGAGUGUAUGGCAUGGGCAUAUUUUUACCAGAGAUGAUGAUAGCGCAACAAGUUAG